Molecule: messenger RNA, 2558 nt
Organism: Thlaspi arvense
Lineage: Eukaryota; Viridiplantae; Streptophyta; Magnoliopsida; Brassicales; Brassicaceae
Source: the annotation of a GenBank genome assembly
AUUGAAUUUCCCCAUAUAUAUCUCAUGCGAAUCCAACUCGACUUCAUAACAUUUCAACAUUAAUAGUUAAACCCAACCAAAGUUGCAUUAUUCACAAACCAAAUAACUUUGCUGUUUCCUCUAUUUGGAUCAAAAAUGGUUGCGGAGAACAACAACAAGGAAGUAACACUCUCUGCUUCAAUGGACGAUAGCAACAACAACAUGAAAGGAACUAAGAUUCAUCUUGAAGUUCUUCAAAAGGAAGAACCAGCUUUGGUCAAACCAGAAUCCGAGACACCAAAGGGUCUCUACUUCUUGUCGAAUCUUGAUCAGAACAUCGCUGUGAUCGUCCGUACAAUCUACUGUUUCAAAUCUGAGGAGAGAGGGAACGAGGAAGCAGUCCAAGUGAUUAAGAAAGCUCUGAGUCAGGUUCUUGUACAUUACUAUCCUCUUGCUGGACGUCUCACCAUAAGUCCUGAAGGUAAACUCACAGUGAACUGUACGGAAGAAGGAGUGACUAAAUUCAAAUGUGGUGGGUUUGUUCUUGGACUCUGUAUGAAUCAUUGUAUGUUCGAUGGAAUUGGAGCUAUGGAGUUUGUUAACUCAUGGGGUCAAGUCGCUAGAGGCUUACCAUUAACAACUCCUCCAUUUUCAGACCGAACUAUUCUUGGUGCUCGAAACCCUCCAAAGAUCGAGAAUCUUCAUCAAGAAUUCGAAGAGAUCGAAGAUAAAUCCAACAUCAACUCUCUUUACACCAAAGAGCCAACUCUCUACAGAUCCUUCUGCUUUGACCCAGAGAAAAUCAAGAAACUUAAGAUCCAAGCAACAGAGAACAGCGAAUCUCUUCUAGGUAACUCCUGCACGACUUUUGAGGCUUUAUCUGCUUUCGUCUGGAGAGCAAGAACCAAGUCGUUGAAGAUGUUGAGUGAUCAGAAAACGAAGCUUCUCUUCGCCGUUGAUGGUAGAGCCAAGUUUGAGCCUAAAUUGCCAAAAGGGUAUUUUGGGAAUGGAAUUGUUCUCACAAACUCAAUCUGUGAAGCUGGAGAGCUUACGGAGAAACCGUUGAGUUUCGCUGUUGGAUUAGUUAGAGAAGCGAUUAAGAUGGUCACUGAUGGAUACAUGAGAUCUGCGAUUGAUUACUUCGAAGUCACAAGAGCAAGACCUUCUCUUUCCUCGACUCUUCUGAUCACUACAUGGUCGAGAUUGGGUUUUCACACGACAGACUUCGGUUGGGGAGAACCGGUUUUGUCCGGCCCAGUAGCUUUGCCUGAGAAAGAAGUGACUCUGUUUUUGUCUCAUGGAGAACAGAGGAGAAGCAUCAAUGUGCUUCUCGGACUUCCUGCUUCAGCCAUGGAUGUGUUUCAAGAACAGUUUUUACAGAUAUAAUUCUGAACACAAAAGACAAAAAAAAAAAAAAUAUUUGGCAAUUAUUGUCAAAAACUAUUCGUUUUACUCUGUUUUUCUUCCUGCUUCCUUGUUUUUUUUCAGCUGAAUUAUUACUAUUAUCUUCAUCUUAAACUUGUCUGUAUCUUGCAUCAAGUUUCAACCAUAAAUUUAUAUUAUUUUAACUAUAUUGUAAUAUAUUAUUUUUCUCUGAAAUAUUGAGGUUUGUUUUUAAGUACAAAAUAAAAAUUACGUAUAUUUAAACUGUAUAAACAAAGUCUAAAGAUAAAUAACAGAGGAAAAAACAAAGUAGAAGCAAACAGUGACUAAGACUUUUGCAGUCUCUUUUCUAUUGCUUGCCACACAAGUCAACAUUGUUCUUAAACGGUCUGAAAUUCAAAGCUGUAAACCCAUAGACACAGAUAUUAGACCUCUUGGACUUAAACACAACCUGAUCCGUUGUAGUUUUGUAGCCAGGAACGUUGCAGGAAUCCGAGGAGUUACCGAUCAAGCUUGCCUGGCAAGAAGCCAUUGGUGAACCUUUCUCUGCUUCUGCAGCACAAGCAACGUCUUCCACUGACGUUAUAUCUAGCUUGUAGAGUCCAAGCUCGUUCGUGGUUCGAUUUGCAGAGAACGUUAUCAUCUCUCUAGUUCUCGACGAAGCUGCAUCGAAUCUGCAGAUUAUUCUCACUUCCACACCUGGCAUGAAGUAGCUGUGUUUAGAGAAACUGUUGUUGGAGCAGACGUCGCAAUAAACAAGACCCAUUACAGUGAUCUUUGCAUUUGGCUUGGAUGAAGGAUGUUUCAGAGACAGAGAGUUUAAGGACAGAAGUUGCAGAAACAAAGAAUGGGGCCAAGAGGUUAAAGACAAAAUAGCAAACAAAGAUCAGACAAGAAGAGACAUAGACUCCUUUGAAACAAAGCUUCAAGAUCGUCUUCUUUUAUAUACAGAAAACUCAAGAUCAUUCAUGUGCACAAAAAGAUGAGCAAAGAGAGAAGCUUCUGGAGUGGAGGUUAUAAAUGAAUGAUAGAGAGAGGAAUUAAAGGAAAAGUAAAGAAACUGAGAGGUUGGUUGUGUGUGUUUACAUUUAUUGCGCUCUCAAGCUUUCUGUUUUAAGGGUUUUUAUCUAUGAAUCCCCAAAAAAAUGGCUAUAUCUGGAAAAUAGAAUGGAGAAGGUAAGCCACUUGUGUGUGUA